Anopheles bellator is the source of this 1178-nucleotide messenger RNA. RefSeq names its product CLIP domain-containing serine protease B10-like. Lineage: Eukaryota; Metazoa; Arthropoda; Insecta; Diptera; Culicidae. Gene Ontology annotation, molecular function: serine-type endopeptidase activity. The transcript has 3 exons. Bases 48 to 1115 code for a protein of 355 amino acids. Gene Ontology annotation, biological process: proteolysis. The record is from RefSeq and is a predicted model, not a curated record.
GUAGCCCGUCGAGUCAGUCGAUCGGUGUCCAUCUCCCGGUCCAGAUCAUGUGGUUCGCGGUGCUGCUACUUAUCGGAUGCUGGGCCAGUGGGUCGCUCGGUCAGCAGGACGGUUGCCGGACGCCGGAUCACCGCGAUGGGCGCUGUGUGCCGUUGGUGGAGUGUAAGAGUGUUCAGGAAGAGUUUUUCCUCACCGAACGGGUGCUGAGUCAGGAUGAGAUCGAUUUUCUGAACCAGCUGCGGUGCGCCACACCCACGAUGCCGGUGACGAUCUGCUGUGCCGAUAACGUGACGACCUUGAAGCGGAACGUCACGGGUGGAAGCCGGGUGGAUCUGCCGAACCCGCGAGCCUUCGAGUGUGGACUGGAUUCGCUCGGUGAUCGGAUCGUCGGUGGUAACGAGACGGACAUCGACGAGUUCCCGUGGUACGCGCUGUUGCAGUACGAGUCGAAAAAGGGCGAACGGGCGUUCAAGUGUGGCGGUUCGCUCAUCAACGGCCGCUACGUCCUGACGGCGGCCCACUGCCUGGCGAACCGGAAUGUGACGGUGCGCAUUGGCGAACACGACACGACCAGCGAGCAGGACUGUAACGAGGAGUUUUGUGCCGAUCCGGUCCAGGAUUUUGGGAUCGAGAAGGUGAUCACGCAUCCGCUGUACGAGAAGUAUGGCAAAACUCAGCACCACGAUAUCGGGCUCGUUCGGCUCGAUCGUGACGUCACGAUGAACAACUUCGUCUCUCCGGUGUGCCUUCCGACGGUGGACUUUUCUCCGACCCGGAACGGGAACGUUACGGCCGUUGGCUUUGGACACACUGGGCGCAAAAAGCACAGUGGGGUUAAAAUGAAAGCAUCGAUUCCGGUGUACGAUCAGGACGAGUGUAACAAGAAGUGGAAGAAUGUGGAGAUCAUCCCGCAACAGCUGUGCGCUGGUGGACUGUUUGGGAUCGAUAGCUGCAGUGGGGACUCCGGGGGGCCGCUACUCACCCGACGGUUGUACUGGGUCCAGGAGGGCAUCAUUUCGUACGGGAACCAGUGUGCCCUGGAGGGUUGGCCCGGUGUUUACACGCGGGUGUCCGACUACAUUGAGUGGAUUAAGGAGAAAAUUCGGGAGUCGUAAGGCUGACAGUGAAAAGGUGAUCGCGGAGCCUUGACCAAUAAAGGCAAUUUAUCUCAACAUAGC